CUGGCAGCGCUGGAUGGGAAAGGCGAGGAGGGAAAGGCUGGCGAACAACGCGGAUGCAGAUGCCGGCGGCGUGGCUUGGAGCGGCGACGGCGGCGAUGGCGGACGCGUCGCGGCGUAGGGGAGCGCAUGCUGCGGCGAGUGGCACGGGCCGAGUGGCGGAGGGCCGGCGGUGGUGGAAGUGGCGAUAUACUUGACUCGAUAGGAGCCAUGGCAGCAUCCAAAUCGGAGACGAACCAGGUGUUGCUGAACGAGAUGGCGAAGCAGAUCAAGGACUUGGAGAGCACCAUUGCGAAGCAGGCGAGCACCAUUGCGAAGCAGGCGACGGAGGCUGCGGACACCAUUCGCGAGCUGAAGAGUACCAUUCGCGAGCUGAGGAUGCAACUUGCUAGCGCGGGCAUCAUGCCCAUGACGAUGGCCACCAACGACACCAGCAGCUCGCGGAAGCAGACGACCUCGGAGGGCAGCAGCACGAGCUCUGAAGGGAGUAGUGCGAUCCCUAUGUCCGAGAGCUCGUCUGUCCUCGACGGCGCAGGCUAUGCUGAGGUUCUCGCCAACUUUGAUCUGGCGCUUGCGGCUCCAGCAGCCGAUGGGAUGGCGGCAGGCGGAAGCCGUGCAAGCAUCCACGCCGGCCAUCGCUGGCACCACGAACACACGAGCUCGCCGCCCAAGCCUGGAUCACUUCCGCGGGUGGCUGUCGGUCCAGCCUCGGCAUCGCCACCGCCCAAGCCGGCGUCGGCGCCGCGAUCGUCCGCCGAGCUAAUCGCUCCUCCGCGCGACGGAUCAGCCGAAGUUGAGCAGGACUGGAACGAGAGCGCGGUUGACGCCUUUCUUGCGCUUCACCCGCCGGUUGGGUCGAAUGCUGAUGGCUCUGAUGCCCACGAUACGAACAAGCCCACCAGCCAGGGUCUCGACGUUUCGCCAGUCCUGCUCUCGCCGCUCGCAGCCCACAGCAACGGCGGUGGGAGUCCGCUAGCGAUGCUGCUGGCUGGACUUGCGGUUGUCGCGCUCCUCUACCUUCUGGUCGUGGACGACUUUUGGAACUUGGUCGCGACCAACUCGACGUCAGGCACCCGGGCGCUGCACUGGGUUCUCGCUGUCGGCAAGAUCCUCGCCUGGCUGCUUCUGUGGGCCGAUGUUGGCCUUGCUGUCUCGUCCGGCUCGCUUGUGGGCCCGCAGCUUGUGCUGGAGGUACUGGGUCUGGUAGGCGUGGCGUUUGACGUGGCGUACGUGGUGACCGGUGGAACGAAUGUGCUCGAGCUGAUGGCUGAGGCGAGCACGUCACGAGCAGGCGUAGCAGCGCGCCGCGCCGCUAUGGCCCACCGCAUCGUUAUGGCACCGCUCCUCGCCCGCGCUGUCCGUGCCAUCUUUGCCGUCCACCUGGGCCACGCGGUCGCACUGCCGCACGUAAGCAGCGUGCCGCUUUGGAAAGCGCUGCGGCGGAUGACUGCAGUGUGGAGCGCCGCAGGCGUCGGCCUCUACAUCCUGGCGCUUGCCUGUCUCGGCUUUGUGCCUUCAUCGGCCAACGAAAUUGCACCCAAUGCGGCGAGCGGGCUGGCGUCGGCGCUGGCGACGCUCAAAGCAACCGCGUCCGCGGGGGAGCUCUCGGACGCGACUCUGGUGGUGGUGAGCGAAGCGUUGGCGCUGCUCGACUCGCCACUCGCUGUUCUCAGCCUCACCAUCGACGGAACGGAGUGGGUUGGCGUCGCGAGUGCAGCUGACGAUCUGUUUGACAUCCUCACCGACGUGGUGACUUCAAGCUCAGCUGCAGUUGGAGCGCUUGUCCGGCCCGUGGUGACUGUCCAGCUUGCGCUGGACGUCUCGCACUAUGUGCGGUCGGAAGCCGGGCUCGCUUUGGCGCUGCUUGGUGGCCUUCUUGUGGUGCUGGCGAUCGGCGCGCGACUUGUUCGGGCGACCACCCGCGAGCUUGGGCUGGCUGUUGUGGAACAGACGGUGACGUCGCUGACCGAUGAGCUUGCGGCGCAGUGUGUGGCAUCUCAGAACGCAGCGGGAGUGGCACAGGCGGCGCAAAGUGAUGCCCAGGCCGUCGAGAUCCUUGCUCGAGGAGCAAGCAAGCGGCAGGACCACUUUGCUGGGCUCCGUCGUGAGCUUCCGCAAUUUGCGAGAGCAUAUGAAGUACUGGAGACUAUGCUGGCGCGAAUGGACGUACUAGCGGAGCACUCAGUCAAGCUGCGGUCGUUUGUGCGUGUGGUGCUGGUUGACCGCAAGCGGCUGGAGAUGGAGACCUCGCUUUGGCGUGCCGAGUUUGGCCGGUUCCCGCUGCCGCGGGCGUUUGGCCCGCUGCUAGCCGAGCUUGAGCAUGCCGGGUCUGCGGCAGCGCUGGGCGAGCAAGAUGCACACGAUGACCUUGUGGCGCGGAUCUUUGACGUUGGCAUUGUGCUGCAGCUCCGCGAGCAAGAGUCUGCGGUCUCGAUCCUGCAGCACUUGCUACUCCAGUUUUGCACCGGCCCCGUGUCACUGAUGGUGAGCGCGCCCGACGCGAGCGCUGAUGUUGUGGCGCUCAGCGCCGCCAAGCGCCGCGGGUUCCGGAUCCGCAUUGUGAAUCUCAUCCACACCUGGGCCGAGACGAUGACUGAGGACUUUGGUGAAAGCGCGAUCCUUGCGCUCGUCUCCGAUCUCAUCCGCCACGUGCUGCCGAUCACAGACCUUGACUACCACGGCGCGGUGCUCGAGGCGGCAGUGGCCGACUCGCUCGCGCGGUGGCAGCAACUGCGUGCCAAUCAGCUCCCAUGGCCGCUGCCAACUGCCGUGCCACUGGAUGCUGCGGCGACGGCGGAGCAGCUGCGGGACCUUGUUGCGCUUGCUGUGAUGCAGACACCGCUGGUGGCAGUUUCGCGCGGACAAGCGCCGCGGACACUGGUUCGGGUCCUCGACGCAAUCCGCCGAUGGGCGACGCGGCUGCUGGGCGCGGGCGCCUCGAGUGAGCGCAUCGAAGCGCUGGCCGGCCUGGUGGCGACCGCGCAGGCGAGCCUCGAUCAUGGUGACUUUACCGUGGUCGAGCUUCUUCUCGAGGUGCUCACCUCGCCGGCUGCAACUCAGCUGCGAAGCGAGUGGCAGGCACUCGCGCCGAGUGUGGCGGAGCGGCUGGCGGCGGUCUCGCGGCGGGCAAGCGAGGCCGAGAUGGAACGUAACAAGCUGUGGCAGGACCACGAUGCCCACGUCUUGUCGUCGCCUCUUGUAGAAGCUCUCGAUCGAAUCUCCUCGCUCCGGACUCAUGCCUCGCCUGAAUCGCGUGCCUGGAUCCUUGACUACGGUCGCGCUGCACUCGACGCCGCCAUGCACUGCGCCUACGGCCCGUGCACUGGUGCUAGUCCGUACCCGCAAGCCCCGCUUCCACCGUCGGCCUUCCCGCCGCCGCCGGCCUUCAUGCCCUUUGCCCCCGCCAUGGGCUGCUGCCCGCUCCCGCCGCAGGCUCCUGCUGCUGCUGCUCCUGCUGCUGGCGGUGGUGAUUGCCCAUGCCCGCCGUUCCCGCCGCAGGCCUUUGCUCCCGCCCAUCAGGCGCAGGCUGGGCCUAUGCCAAGCUUUGCCCCGAUGGGCAUGUUUGCGGCGCCGGGCUACGGCUCGGGCUACGGUCACUCGGGCUACGGCCACUCUAGCUACGGCAUGGCCUCGCCGGCGCGCGGGCUGCGCGUGAACGGCUUUGCCAAGGAGCUGACGCCGGUGCCUGGUGAGGGCCGGGCGCGGUGGGCAACGACGACGGCGCCGGUCAACAUUGCGGUGAUCAAGUACUGGGGCAAGCGCGACGUGGGGCUCAUGCUCCCGCUCAACUCGUCGCUCUCGGGAACGCUGAACCAGGACGACAUGGCGUCCAAGACCUCGGUUCUCGCCUCGCUUGAUCUUGCCGAGGACGAGCUCUGGCUCAACGGGGUCAAGGAGGACAUUGCCGGCAACAAGCGGGUGCAGACGGUGAUCCAGCUUGCGCGCGAGCAUGCGUCGGACGUGUACGACAACGCAGGGCGGGUGGUGAUCAAGGCUGCCGACUGGCCCAAGUACAAGCUGCUCAUUGUGUCGGAGAACAACUUCCCUACGGCGGCCGGGCUUGCAUCGUCGGCGUCGGGCUACGCGUGCCUCACGUACGCGCUCGCCCAGGUGCUCAACGUGGAGACGGAGCUCUCGGCCAUUGCGCGCCGCGGCUCGGGCUCGGCGUCGCGGUCGAUGUACGGCGGAUGGGUCAAGUGGGUGGAGGGCGAGCGGGCUGACGGGACCGACUCGAUUGCGGUCCAGGUCGCGCCGCACACGCACUGGCCGUCGAUGCGGGUCCUUGUCCUCGUCGCCAACGACCAGAAGAAGCACGUGUCGUCGUCCAAGGGCAUGCAGCUGACGGCGGCGACGUCGCCGCUCAUUCCGGACCGCCUCGCCAUGCUGCCCGGCCGCAUGGCCGCCAUGGAGAAGGCCAUCCUCGAGCGCGACUACGCCACUUUUGCCGACCUCACCAUGAAGGACUCGGACAACUUCCACGCCACCUGUGCCACCACCGAGCCGCCGAUCCACUACAUGACCGACGUCUCGCGUGACGUGGUCAAGGUUGUCAACGCGUACAACACGGCCGUCGGCUCGCUCGCCGCCGCGUACACCUUUGACGCCGGCCCCAAUGCUGUCAUCUACCUCGAGGACGACCAUGUCCUCCCCUUCCUCUCGGCCGUCCUCCACUACUUCCCCGCGCCGGACUCGAUGACGAACGCCGAGUACCUCCCGCACGCUGAGGCCUUUGACUUUGCCGCCGCCAACCCACCGCCGGCCGAGCUGAUUGCCGCCGUCGACGACGUCACCCCGGCCGCCGGCCGCCUCAAGUACCUGCUGUACACCUCGGUCGGCGACGGCCCGCGCGUUCUCGACGACUCGGAGUGCCUCAUCGACGUCGAGGCCGGCCGGCCCAAGUUUGAGACCGAGUAAGUACCGAUUGCUGCUCCCGCUCUCAGCUGCCUGCUC
Molecule: messenger RNA, 4947 nt
Organism: Thecamonas trahens ATCC 50062
Lineage: Eukaryota; Apusomonadida; Apusomonadidae
Exons: 3
Coding region: 127-4911 (1594 amino acids)
Biological process (GO): isopentenyl diphosphate biosynthetic process, mevalonate pathway
Cellular component (GO): cytosol
Molecular function (GO): diphosphomevalonate decarboxylase activity; ATP binding
Source: RefSeq, a predicted model, not a curated record